Messenger RNA from Zingiber officinale, 1752 nucleotides. RefSeq names its product alpha-1,3-arabinosyltransferase XAT2-like. The transcript is spliced from 3 exons. Gene Ontology annotation, molecular function: glycosyltransferase activity. The coding region runs from base 158 to 1585 and encodes 475 amino acids. Lineage: Eukaryota; Viridiplantae; Streptophyta; Magnoliopsida; Zingiberales; Zingiberaceae. The record is from RefSeq and is a predicted model, not a curated record.
AAUUAUUGAGGGGGAGGAAUCCUAUUCCUGGCUGCAUUCCUAAACUGACAAAGUCAUCCUUGUCAGCUACAUGCUUUGGCUUCAUCAAGCAACUUCAUCUCCAGAGAAGGUGAUGAAGGAGAAGAACAACAGCAAGUUGAUCGAGUUUUAGUUCGCGAUGGGGAACGAGAAGAACAAGGCUCACAACUUGAUGAGCCGGAUCGAAGCAAGAAAGCUGGGCUUGGCUCUGCUUGCCGGAUGCUGCGUGGUCAUCUUCACCUACUUCAUCUCCAUGUCUGAUACCACAGGGAACCGGCAACCGUAUGCGUCCUACACGGUGCGAGAAGACGCAGUUGCUGAAACCCAAAUUAUUCAACAGACUCUCGAAAUUGCAGGGAAAGAGACGGAGGAUCUGUCAGAAACCAACGCGAAUGCUCCUGCUGAUGAUGAAACGGUUGGUGGUCAGAAGAGAGAGGAGCCAAUCUGCGACGUCGUGAACCCGCGAUCGGAGUUCUGCGACAUCGUCGGCGACGUCCGCGUCCGCGGCGGUGGGAACUCCUCCGCUGUCACGCUGGUCUCUCCUCGCCGUGGUGAGUCCCGGUGGCAGGUCCUCCCCUACGUCCGCAAGCACAUGCGGAACAUCGCCAGGGUGUCUGUUCUCGCCACCGCUGACUCCCUCGCCGCUCCCCGGUGCACCAGCGUUCGGAACGUCCCCGCCAUAAUCUUCGCCCUCGGCGGCUUUACCGGGAACUACUACCACGACUUCACCGACCUGCUGCUCCCGCUCUUCCUCACCGCGCGCGAGUUCGACGGCGAGGUCCAGUUCCUGGUCACCAAUAUCCAGCCGUGGUGGCUCCUCAAGUACCGCCCGCUCUUCCGCCGCCUGACGCGCUACGAGAUCGUUGACCUUGACGGCGCCGCCGGAGCCGGCCAGGUGUUUUGCCACCCCCGCGUCAUGGUUGGCCUUCGCUUCCACGACGACCUCGUCGUGGACCCGCCGCGCGCGCCGCGAGGGCUCGCCAUGCGCGACUUCACCGGGUUCCUCCGCGACGCCUACGGGCUGCCACGCGGGCGCGCGGAGCGCGCGCCGAGGCCGAGGCUCCUCCUGGUGGCGCGCAAUCGGACGCGGCGGUUCGUCAACUUGCCGGAGAUCGCGGCGGCGGCGGAAAGGGUCGGGUUCGAGGUGGUGCGGGGGGACGCGAAGUUCGGGGAUGUGGCGGCCUUCGUCGGCGUGGUGAACUCCUGCGACGUGAUGGUGGGCGUGCACGGCGCCGGGCUCACCAACUUCCUAUUCCUGCCUGAGAAGGCGGUGCUGGUGCAGGUGGUCCCUUGCUGCGGUUUGGAGGUGAUGGCGGCGCACACCUUCAAACGACCGGCGGAGGACGCCGGCGUGCGGUACUUGGAGUACAGCAUCGCGGUGGAGGAGAGCACGCUGCUGGAGGAGUACCCGAGGGAGCACCCGGUGUUCACGGAGCCGGAGUCGGUGCACCGCCGGGGAUUCUACGAGAUGGCGGAAAUUUACUUGGGAAAGCAGAACGUGAGGCUCGACGUCGACAGGUUCCGGCCUGUCUUUCUCAGAGCCAUGGAGCUCCUUCACCACCAGUAGGAAGAUUACAGAAUUUAAUUCUGUUUUUUAUUUUCAUUAGAGUUGGUGCAACAGUGCCAUCGCUCGCGCAGAUUUGUUCAUACGAUGACAAAAAGGAAAUUGGAAUAUGAAAUGACAGGUGGUGAGAAUAUAUAAAACAGGGACCUAGACAAGGUCUCUUUCGGCAA